This is a messenger RNA of Iphiclides podalirius (scarce swallowtail), 219 nucleotides long. Lineage: Eukaryota; Metazoa; Arthropoda; Insecta; Lepidoptera; Papilionidae. The record is from the annotation of a GenBank genome assembly.
AUGGAGGAGCAAAGUGGUACAUCUGCGCCUAGAGUAAGCGAUAAACGUUUAGCACAAACACAAGCAAAAGUAGAUGAAGUUGUCGGAAUAAUGCGUGUCAAUGUCGAGAAAGUUUUGGAAAGAGAUCAAAAACUAUCUGAACUAGACAAUCGUGCAGAUGCUUUGCAACACGGGGCUGCGCAAUUUGAACAACAGGCCGAAACUAAUUCGACGAAAACU